UAAUUUCACAGCCAAGUAGAAAACUUGAUUGUCUUUUGCAACUCUAGCAUUUUGGGUGAGAGGCGAAGUGUUAGAGAUUUGCACUUCUUUGGCUAGAAAAUACUAAAAAGAGAUGGCUGGUAUUUCUGGUCACUGGGCUUUUGCCUUUGGUGUCCUUGGUAACAUCAUCUCAUUCAUUGUGUUCCUUUCUCCACUGCCCACGUUUUAUAGGAUAUACAAGAAGAAAUCAACAGAAGGCUAUCAAUCAAUCCCGUACGUGGUUGCGCUCUUUAGUUCCAUGCUUUGGAUUUACUAUGCACUUCUCAAGACCAACACUACACUCCUCAUCACUAUAAACUCCUUUGGGGUCUUCAUUGAAACUAUCUACGUUGGUUUCUACCUUUUCUACGCGCCAAAGAAAGCCAAGGUCCAAACUGUGAAGAUGCUCCUAUUAUCAGUGGUGGGUGGCUUUGGUGCUAUAGUUCUGGUUACCCAAUUUCUAUUCAAAGGAGCAGUUCGAGGGCAAGUAGUUGGAUGGAUUUGCCUUGUGUUUUCCUUGUGUGUGUUUGUAGCACCCUUAGGCAUUGUGAGAAAAGUUAUAAAAACAAAGAGUGUGGAAUACAUGCCACUUCUCCUAUCAGUGUUUCUCACGUUAAGUGCUGUGAUGUGGUUCUUCUAUGGUCUUCUACUAAAGGACAUCAACAUAGCUGCUCCAAACGUAUUGGGAUUCAUAUUUGGUAUUCUCCAAAUAGUACUCUACGCAAUAUACAGCAAAAAGGAGAAGGCCAUAUUAAAGGAGCAAAAACUUCCAGAGAUACAAAAGCCAGAAGUCAUAGUGGUGGACGAGAACAUGAACAGUAAAAAGCUUCCAGAACUGACACAGGAACAGAUUAUUGACAUAGUGAAGCUUGGUUUACUGGUUUGCUCAGAUAAAGUUAACGUAGCCUCGCUUCCACAUGAUACUACUUGUGGAGUUAAAGCACCUAAAGUAGAAAACAUGCCCAAGCUGCAAACUGUAGAAGCCUAGGACAGUUAAUGUCAGGCUUGGAAUUAGCAUUGAUCUCAGUGCAGCAUAUAUAUAGUUUUCCUAAGUAAUCCUGGUGUGUAUGUACACAAGUUAUCUCUAUAUAAGCUCAUAUAUAUAGUUUGUGUAAGCUUUCUCUUGGCAUGUCCUAUAAAAGAAUAAAAUGGUCAUCUUGAUCUAUAUAUAAGAGGCUAGGCGUGAAAGUUUUCUUUUA
This is a messenger RNA of Nicotiana tabacum (common tobacco), 1217 nucleotides long. Its product is annotated as bidirectional sugar transporter N3. Gene Ontology annotation, biological process: carbohydrate transport. Gene Ontology annotation, molecular function: sugar transmembrane transporter activity. Gene Ontology annotation, cellular component: membrane. NCBI's taxonomy places the organism in Eukaryota, Viridiplantae, Streptophyta, Magnoliopsida, Solanales, Solanaceae. The record is from RefSeq and is a predicted model, not a curated record.